Austrofundulus limnaeus is the source of this 2951-nucleotide messenger RNA. Its product is annotated as GTP-binding protein 1. Gene Ontology annotation, molecular function: GTP binding; translation elongation factor activity; GTPase activity. Gene Ontology annotation, biological process: translational elongation. Bases 313 to 1476 code for a protein of 387 amino acids. The record is from RefSeq and is a predicted model, not a curated record. The transcript has 9 exons. Lineage: Eukaryota; Metazoa; Chordata; Actinopteri; Cyprinodontiformes; Rivulidae.
UAACUAAUAACAGUGGUCAUUCUUUUAUUUUUUUUUUUUUAUUUUUCUAAUGAAAUGUGCAAUUAGAUCUCUGAAGAACAUAACUUUUGCACAAAUAUGUAUAAAAAUCUUCCUUUUGAUCCUUUGUUAUUUACAUUUUUCCAGAAACCACAAGCUGUUAUCUCUGUGUUUUGRCUUCUUUAGGUGGUUAACAAGCCAGACAGCCAUGGUGGAGGUCUGGACUGGACAAAGAUCUGUGAGAAAUCGUCAAAGGUCAUCACCUUUAUUGACCUGGCCGGUCAUGAGAAAUAUCUAAAGACUACUGUCUUUGGCAUGACGGGACACCUACCUGAUUUCUGCAUGCUAAUGGUUGGCAGUAAUGCUGGUAUAGUGGGCAUGACCAAAGAGCAUCUUGGUCUGGCUUUAGCCCUAAAUGUGCCAGUAUUUGUGGUGGUUACUAAGAUAGAUAUGUGUCCAGCUAACAUCUUGCAAGAGACGUUGAAAUUAUUACAGAGGUUAUUAAAGUCACCAGGUUGCAGGAAAAUCCCAGUUCUGGUUCAAAACAAGGAUGAUGUCAUCGUCACAGCCUCCAACUUCAGCUCAGAGAGGAUGUGUCCAAUUUUCCAGAUCUCAAAUGUAACCGGAGAGAACAUGGACCUGCUGAAGAUGUUCUUGAAUCUUCUCUCUCCUAGAACCACGUACAACAAUGAYGAGCCUGCAGAGUUUCAAAUAGACGACACAUACUCAGUACCAGGUGUGGGCACAGUCGUUUCAGGCACUACGUUACGUGGAUUGAUACGACUAAACGACACGCUGCUUUUAGGCCCAGACCCACUCGGCGUCUUCAUCCCCAUCACUGUCAAGUCCAUCCACCGCAAGAGGAUGCCCGUCAAAGAGGUUCACGGAGGACAAACRGCAUCAUUUGCACUAAAAAAGAUCAAAAGAGCAUCAAUAAGAAAAGGAAUGGUGAUGGUCUCCCCAAAGCUGCAGCCUCUGGCCACCUGGGAAUUUGAGGCUGAGAUCUUAGUGCUGCAUCAUCCCACCACGAUAUCACCGAGAUAUCAGGCUAUGGUGCACUGUGGCAGCAUCAGGCAAACCGCCACCAUCCUGUCAAUGAACAAAGAUUGUCUGAGGACAGGGGACAAGGCUUCAGUCCACUUUCGCUUCAUUAAGACGCCCGAGUACCUGCACUGUGAUCAGAAGCUUGUGUUCAGGGAGGGGCGUACCAAAGCCGUCGGCACCAUCACUAAGCUACUCCAAUCAGUGAGCACCCAGGCUGCCAAGGCGCAGCUGUCCAAGUCUCAGGCUAACAAAAAGAUUUUCGGCGAGGACGCCGCAUCGGCAGCGCGGCCGCAAAGUCCAACCUCCCUGCAGUCAUCACAGAUGAAAUCUGGAGGUGGAGGACGUCGGCGAGGAGGGCAGAGACAUCGAGGGAAAGGUCUAAAUGCUGCAACGGUUUCUCCAGCUGUGUCUACUGGAGCAACAGGCACAGCUUAAGAGCACAACCUUUAGAGUGUCCUCAACCAGUUAUUGUCUUCAUCAUUGCUCAUCAUCGCCUCUAAAACCAAGAAGAAAUGUCUGACCACCUGCUAGCUGCACCUGGUCCUGUGUCCUGUCCUGGCUUCUUUCUUUUAUGCAAAAAAAAGGAAUUAUUUGAAACAUGCGACUCCUGCACCACAUGAAGUCAGUGGUCAGAUUUAUUGGUGUAUUUUCCUGUAAACCGUAAAAGAUGACACUGAUUUAUAAAUUGAUUUGAGUUUGAAGUUGGUGUCAGUUCUGUUUUAACAUCAAUCUUUUGUGCUUUUCCUGCUCAGCCUUUAGCCUGCCAAACUUUUUCUUUUUAUUGCUUUCCUGUGUUUUUGUGGCCAUCUUAUUGUCACAAUCACAACCCAUUUAAAAAAGAUGCAUUUUUUUCAAAAUGAUUUCUUAAGUUCUUUGAAAGUGAAUGCUUAAAUUUGCAUUCAUUUGACUUGAAGGUGAGCGAGUGCCAAACUUUUUGACUCAUGGUGAUUGGAUGUAGCUGCAGUGUUUAUUUACGUAUUUACUUUGCUACAAUUUGACUUGAUCUAAUGGAAAUUGUGUUAAACAUAGAAAUAUUGUGGCCAUUUUAUGGAAAAUGCAUUCAUGUUUGGAAAAACAUAUGGGUUUGGGAGUGCCAGGUGUUUCUGCUAUAGUUUUAAUAGUUUUAUACUAAAGCAUUUCUGAAAGAUUUAGUACAUAGUUUUCACAAAAAGAGGUAAAAUAAACAUUUUGAGUAUUUUCUACUUGCAUUUUUGCAUGUUUUAAAUUUUGUAAUUCCGUAUUUUUGUAUUUCAUCUUAAAAACGAGGGCAGAGACCCUUGAGYGAAGUUUUAUUUAGUUUUCAGUGAUAACAAUAAUUAUAAAAUGCUUAAGUAUAGAAAUAUUUUACUAGUAUGAUGCAGAAUUCCUGUAUGUUAAAUACCAACGAAGAACAAUUCAAUCACAUUCUUUGGCGAUACCUUUUUCUUUUUUUCCCCCCAAGAUAAGUGAAUAGGUGUAAAAACAAGUUAAACUUUUGGGAUCAAAUACAUCACAAACUGUCUCAUAAUCAGAGACCUUGAAUAAUUAUGGUACAUAAAAUCAAUCAUUUUGUUUUUUCAGGUCUUUUAGUUAUGGGCUAAAUUUUAUUAGAGUAACUUUAUCCCACUGUGUCUUCAUGACAACUUGAGAACAUUAAGAAGGCAACACAAAUUAUAUUUACCAUUUACAUUUUUUUCUACUAUUGGAAUUUGUUCAAGGAAAUCAAAGAUUGUGUUAUAUGGAUUAUGAAAAUGUUGAACUGACAAUAUAUCCCCCCCACCCCUUUAGAUUGUGGAUUAAGUUUUUAGAGGCACAUGUAUCUUUUUAUGUAUAAAAAUGCAAUUUCUGCAAACGAAGUAUAAAAUAAAUGCCAGUGGAGUUGGUUUUGUGUUGUAAAACCCUUUAAAUAAAAGAUUGUUUUUUUCACAGCA